AUGGCAGCAGUGGCAUUUCCUGAGGGCGGUGCCCGGGCGUGGGCGACCGUGGGCGGCGCGUGGUGCAUCCAGUUUGUGGGCUUUGGCUACAUGACUUCGUUUGGAGUCUAUCAAGGCGCGUCGUCCUUUCUCUAUUUCUAUACCCGAGAUUAUCUCUCCGCGCGCUCGCCAUCGACGAUCGCGUGGAUUGGCAGUGUCAAUGCCUUUCUAAUUGUCUUUGGUGGAUUGGUAUCUGGACGGCUGUUCGACCGUGGCUACUUCUACCACCUACUCUAUGGCGGCUGUGUCCUCCAAUGCUUUAGUCUCUUCAUGCUCUCGCUCUGCCGGCCGCAACAGCUCCACCAGAUAUUCCUCGCACAAGGCGUCGGAGUCGCCGUCGGCGCGGGCGUCGUCUACGUCCCGUCCGUUUCUGUUGUCUCUCACUACUUCCAGCGCAGACGCGCACUUGCACUGACAAUUGUCGCGAGCGGGUCCUCACUCGGAGCAGUCAUACACCCAAUACUCCUCAACAAUCUGCUGAAGACGCGCGGGUUUGCUGUCGCCGUUCGCGCGAGUGCAGGGCUCGUCUCGGGAAUGGUGCUCAUCGCGUGUCUGCUGAUGCGCUCGCGCUUGCCGCCCCCGCUCAAGUCGGCGCCGCUGUGGGCAUCGGUCAAGCGGCUCUCCGGGGACAGGGCGUUUGUGCUCGCCACCAUCGGGAUGACACUGUUCACGAUGGGGCCCAACUUCCCCAUCUUCUACUUCCAGCUUGACGCGAUCCAGCAUGGCAUCGACGAGGGCCUCGCGUUCUAUGCCCUCGUCAUUAUGAACUCUGCGGCUGUGCUCGGCCGUCUCUCGCCCGGCGUGCUGCUCCCGCAAAUGGGCCAGUUCGGCAUCGUGUACCUGGUCACCGGCGCCGCGUUUUGCGCGAGCAUCUUGAUCUUUGCGAUGAUUGCACUCAAAAGUGUCGCGAGUUUUGUCAUCAUCGGUGUCCUCUAUGGGCUGUGCGCCGGGCUAUACAUCACCCUCAGCCCGCCGCUCGUCGCGUUUUUGACGAAGGACAUGGGCGAACUGGGGCUCCGGAUGGGCAUCUUCUUCGCCGUCGUUGCCCUCGGCGGGCUCGUUGCGCCGCCAAUCAGCGGCGCGCUCCUGACGGGCGGCUUCCGCUGGUGGCGCGCGGCGGUGUUCAGCGGUGUCAUGGCAUUUGCCGGCGCAUGCGUCUUCGUGCUGCUCGUGGUUGCUGUUCGUAGAGAUGCACGGAGCAAGCUGGACGCGGACACGGACACGGGAGGGGGGGAGAAGGCCCAGGAGCAUGGCCUAGGGUCACUUUCGCGACCACUUGAAGUAGAAGGGCCUUAA
Mycena indigotica is the source of this 1335-nucleotide messenger RNA. RefSeq names its product MFS general substrate transporter. NCBI's taxonomy places the organism in Eukaryota, Fungi, Basidiomycota, Agaricomycetes, Agaricales, Mycenaceae. Gene Ontology annotation, cellular component: fungal-type vacuole membrane. Gene Ontology annotation, biological process: transmembrane transport. Bases 1 to 1335 code for a protein of 444 amino acids. Gene Ontology annotation, molecular function: transmembrane transporter activity. The transcript has 10 exons. The record is from RefSeq and is a predicted model, not a curated record.